Gasterosteus aculeatus aculeatus (three-spined stickleback) is the source of this 3806-nucleotide messenger RNA. NCBI's taxonomy places the organism in Eukaryota, Metazoa, Chordata, Actinopteri, Perciformes, Gasterosteidae. The record is from RefSeq and is a predicted model, not a curated record.
AGUGAAGGGCACAGCUCGUUUGGGAGUUGCACCCAAUCGGUAGCUCCCCAAAGCAGACUUUUUUGUUGGACGUAUUCCUUCUAAGAUGCCCCCCACCCCCCCACCGCGCAUCGACGUUUUUGCUCUUUUGAAUCCUUUCUCGAAACUGUAGGACGGAAUUGGUCCUCACUGGAGUUUUCGGAUGCGCUUCAAAGCGACGAUGCAAUGACUCUGAUCAUACCUCACAUCUCCGUGCGUGGCUUAAACCAAAUAUAAACAGCUGCCGUGCGCGUGUUUGGAAACUCUUCAAAUCGACCUGCAGGAGGUGCGUGGAAACCCCUCUGUGAUGUGGAUCUGUCACACUUUGCCGAGCUUUUGCAUGGCCGACGCUGGACAUUUUGUGGAAACCGGACACAGUUUGCGGCGUUAAACGGGUUUUCUUUAGCUGUUUGUGUGUCUUUUAACGACCGCGCACGGCAGUGGCAAUGAUCACUGGGAACGAUGGGAUGGAGAGCGACGCGCCGCUGCAGCGCUCUCCAAGCACCAUGUCCAUCCAGCCGAUGUCCUCCAAGGCAAGUACGCACACAGCUGCAGAGACUAAAGCGCUCGCUGUCCUUCAAGACCAUCAUGCGCAGCAAAAGCGUGGAGAACUUCUUCCAAAGGUCCUACAGCGACGCUCGCCUGCCCCCAGAUUUCAUCACUGAUCCGCCGCCUCCUUCUCCCCCCCUGGCGCCCGGCUCCCCUCUCGCUGGCGACCGGUCGCCGUCCGUCUCACCGUCUCUCAGCCCCAACCCCUCCAUCUCCUCCCACUCCCCCUCGCUCAGCCUUUCCCCAUCGCUGCCCGCCAAACCUCAGCGGCCUCAGAUCACCCACUGUUUCCAGGACCACGUCUUCCGCAAACCCACCAACUGUCAGCACUGCAAGAACAUGAUAGUGGGAAACUCCAAACAGGCGUUGCGGUGUAAGACAUGCAAGAUGGCUGCUCACCUGUGGUGCACCUCAGAACUGUCGCUGCAGUUGUGCCAGGGGAAGUCCGGUGCAUUCAAGCGAAACUUCAGCUCGCCGAUGCUUGUCAACGACCAAUUGUCUGUUGUCAAGGAAGUUCAACCGAGCCAAGUGUGUUUAAACACAGAACUGUCUCCAUCUUACCCGAUGACCGAGGAGCGUGAAGUGGGAAAAUGUAAAGAGGAAGAACAAAUUCAGCCUCCCUCGGAGGACGGUCUGCAUCCUGGAAAGGCUGUGCGGAUGCGUGUCGAUCCCGUGUACGCCGCCUUGCGCUACGGGACGUCCUUGGCACAGAUGAGCCGCUCCAGCUUUGGCAGUUUGUCCGAGUCACCGACGCGCAGCCUGGGGGAGGGAGGUGAGGAGAUGCAGCAGAGACAGUACAGCUUGGAGGAAGAGAUAACUCAAGAGACGGGGGACGUCUCCGUCCCCGACGUCGAGGUGGAGAAGGAGGAGGACGAGAGCUGCAGCGGCGCCCCGACUCCCGCCGAAGCUCCGAAUGCAGCAGAGGAGAGCAGUGUGAUGGUACCCAAGCGCAUUGAAGUUCACUCCAUCCACACCUAUGUAGCGCUCUACAAGUUCCUGCCUCAGGAACAGAAUGACCUGGAACUCCAGCCUGGUGAUCGUGUGCAGGUCACUGAUGACUCUAACGAGGAGUGGUGGAAGGGCAAGAGCGGCGACAAAGUCGGCUUCUUCCCGGCCAACUUUGUGCAGCGGGUCAGGCCAGGAGAGAGAGUGUGGCGGGUCGUCCAAGGCUAUCCGGGCAGCCGAGAGAGAGGACACAUGGCCGUGAGGGAAUCCCAGAUCUGCGUUGGAAAGCGGGAAGACGGCGAGGUGUUCCUGAGGCUGAGCAGCGGAAAGAAGAGAGGCUUGGUCCCCGCUGAGUCCAUAGAGGAGAUCUGAGCCCGCGUGAUCGUCCCGCCACUCCUGCCGUCCCCCCGGAAGGCUCUGAAAGUCAGACCGCGCCUUCCUCCCUCCCCCCCUCCCCCCCCCCUGUCCCCCUCGACCCUGCGAAACGACUCUCCACACAGUCCUGAGUGACUUGUACCAAACACGGACACACUGGACAAACAAAAAGACACUUUUUCCAGCAGGAACUUUAUGAACAAACGGCUUCCAGUGGAAUUGAUUUAGUGUCUCAAAAGUCCCGCUUUUAGAAAGAAACUAUUUCUCAUUAGUCUAGUUUUUAUCUUUCAAAGUCAAAAAAAUUAAUGUAAAGGAAAUGAUUUAAAUAUGCCUGGCACAUGAGUGUUCACAUUUAGUUCCUGGCCACAAAGGAGACGUGGGAGGACGCCAUGUCCUGUCUGAGGAGCGUGAUGCCCCCCUCAAUGCUCUUGUUUCUGCACACUCUUCACGUUCUAUUCCUUUGUGCUCUUGUCAUUUGUCAUGCCGUCUUGCCGUCUUGCAUGGGGACUGACAUUAACUUCAUGGGACCAUGAGGCCCACUGCAAAGGACAAGAAAGCUGCACCUGCCCCCCCCAUCAGGAGAGCGAGGAGAAGAAGAUGAAAGGAGAAGACCCAAUCCCCAAAAAAUCCUCAGCUGUCGGGAGUGAUAACUGCACUCGGCAACUUGGAGGCUCAGAAAUGAUUUUCAAAACAAAUUUGAAGUCACUGGGGAUUUUUUCAAGGGAAACUCAAAAAAAACUUUUCUUCUCUGACUUUUUCAGUAUAAUAUAACAACGAAAACACUGUAUGGGACAGCAUAUGUUUUAUUUAUGGAGCAUAAAACAGUCGACUGCAGAACAGACUUUUGAAAUAUUCACAAAGAAAGUGAGAGGAAACUUGAGGGUCGCCGCUGGUUGCUGAGCUCGUUGAGCGAGACCCUGAGCUUCUAACAGCUGCGGCUCCCGCGUUCCCACGUAAAGGACUCACUGCCUUACUGCACGACCGUGGAACGCAGGGAAAUAAGCCGCGGCCAUGGCCAACGGGGACGUUCUGACCACCACGAGGAGUCUGAGUCUGAGUGAGAACCGGGCGGCGGGAGAGGAAUGACACCAGCGUCGAACCGCGAUGAGUCAGUGUGUGUGCAUGCAGGUCGUGCUGUGCACACGGGUGCACCAGUCACCAUUGAUCAAACGUCAGCCUGUGGUCUUCAUGUUCUGCUCUCUCUCUCGUCUUCUCUUUAUUCAGCUUGCUGUUCAGUUAUGGAAUAAAUAGGGAACUUUUCUGGUUGUAGAGUUCAGAGGUGAACUUUUGACAGUUUAGACUUUACUGAUUCAUUCAUCCAUUAUUUAUUUAACAAAUGUGAGGCAGUCUUCAAAAGGACAUUGUGUUCCAAAGAGAGAACAGACACACACACACACUCUGUUUCAUGAAGAUGUGUCACAGAAAUGUUGGUUUGAAACGCAGAAUACAGCAGCAGAACGAGGCCAAACGAUGGAAUAAUUCAACUUGUUUGUCUCCUUUUGGACAAGACCGAUCUAACGAAAAUGAUCCUUCUUCAGCCUGCAUUUCAAUAUAUGUGAAAAGUAUACCGUGAAAAGCACUUUAUUUUGUGUCAUAGGUUAUUUCUGUUGAGGUGUCUCCUUCGUAGUGAUAGCUGUCGUAUUCAAUGAUACCUGCAACUUUGCUUCCCCCUUCAUCUCUUUGGUCUAAGGGCUGAUGGCUCGUUGUUUGUCAGAUGUUUAUAAAAUAAUUACAGAUGGAAAACCAUCUGGACCACCAUCCUGGAGAAAAAUGGCAAUAGAACUGGACUUAUUCCCAUGUGAAAUUGUUAUUUAUCAUUGUGCCUAGUUUUAUGUAGCAUCGUUCACGCCUUUUGAGAAUUCACAGUGUUUGGAAGUAUCCUCGGCAACGUGCCUCAUUAAAUACAUCUUUGCAAAUCA